Mycena indigotica is the source of this 399-nucleotide messenger RNA. RefSeq lists its product as uncharacterized. The transcript has 2 exons. NCBI's taxonomy places the organism in Eukaryota, Fungi, Basidiomycota, Agaricomycetes, Agaricales, Mycenaceae. Bases 1 to 399 code for a protein of 132 amino acids. The record is from RefSeq and is a predicted model, not a curated record.
AUGCGUGAGCAUCUGCAAGUCGUCUUGAUCGAGUGUGGUCAUCCCGCUCUGGAUAAGUUGAGUAAAGCGGGAUCAUUCAAAAGAAAAAAGUAUACCCUUGAGAACCAUGAGUGUAUUCCAAACGCCCUCCGCCAAAUCAACCAUCGCGACAAGUUCUGCAUCAUGAAUGUCCAGUCGGGUUUUUGCUUGGGUUAUCAGUUUCCCUGCAUCUCGAACAUCAUUGAUACCCUCGGCUUCCGAUGCCAAAGACGCGUCUUUGCACAACAUGCGAGCGCCAGAAACGAGGGUCUCCACCCAGUGUUUGUUGGUGUCUGUGUCCUCGCGUCCGUUUGGCGAGUGGCAAGUCCCCAGAAACUUGUAGUAGGCGCGUCAUAUGUCGCAUUAUGCGAUAUGAGUUGA